Molecule: messenger RNA, 897 nt
Organism: Sphaeroforma arctica JP610
Lineage: Eukaryota; Ichthyosporea; Ichthyophonida
Exons: 4
Coding region: 1-897 (298 amino acids)
Source: RefSeq, a predicted model, not a curated record
AUGCACUUCAAUUUACAAACUCUACUCUUGAUCGCGUGCAUCGCUCUUACCGGUGCCGGCGCAGCUUAUAUUCGAGAUACCGACGAUAAAAUUGACGCUCUGAAUACCGAAGCAGAAAUUAGUACAGAUCCGCGAAACCUGACAGAACUGUCUAAUGAGGCCAAGUGGCAAGCAAUAGCAGUCAAUCCAAACCACAAACGGUGGGGGAUUGCUUGGGAUUACAGUCGCGAAGACGACGCUAAAGCUCGUGCACUGACGGAGUGUGGGGAGGCAGAAUGUGUCAUCCGCGGAACGAAUAAGAACGGCUGUUUAGUGUACGCAUACAGUCCGGGCACUUCUCGAUGGGGUUCGGCAGGUCAAUCAUCAUAUUCCGCUGCCCUGUCCUCCGCCAUCGCGAGUUGCGGACGCGGCGAUUGUACCGAACUAGUGCGAAGUUGCAAGCAAAGAAACUGGGCCGUCGGCGGGAACAGAAGAACUGUUGGGAAUUGCACAGAGGGGGACUUCCAUACCGGCGAAGCUGCAGCUGUCCAGGGCAGGCAGGAACCGACUACGGGUGACGCGAUAGACACCGAGGGAGAAAGCGACUCAGACUUCAAUGGCGCUGAGCCAGAUAAGUGGCAAGCCUUGGCUAUGAAUCCCAACCACAAGAGAUGGGGAAAAGCGUGGAACUACCAGACCGAGGAUGGGGCCAAGGCAGUCGCUCUACAGGAGUGUGGGCAAGCCGGGUGUGUGAUUCGCGGCACGAUCAAAGACGGGUGCCUAGUUUACACCUAUAGCCCAGGCACAACCCGCUGGGGUUGGGCAGGUCGGUCUACGUAUUCGCUAGCCCUGACAUCAGCAUUGGCGACUUGCGGGCGUGGAGACUGUGUGGAGCUGGUACACACAUGCAAGGCAUAG